This is a messenger RNA of Phragmites australis (common reed), 4015 nucleotides long. RefSeq lists its product as uncharacterized. Gene Ontology annotation, biological process: termination of RNA polymerase II transcription. The record is from RefSeq and is a predicted model, not a curated record. Gene Ontology annotation, cellular component: cytoplasm; mRNA cleavage factor complex. The transcript is spliced from 6 exons. Gene Ontology annotation, molecular function: mRNA binding; RNA polymerase II complex binding. Lineage: Eukaryota; Viridiplantae; Streptophyta; Magnoliopsida; Poales; Poaceae. The coding region runs from base 270 to 3461 and encodes 1063 amino acids.
AGAAAGGGGGCUAAGUGAUAAAACGAAACGGCAGGCAGGCAGUCGUCUUCCUCCUCGCGGAAACCUGCUGCAUCCAUCCACUGUCCCAGCCAGAGCCAGAGCCAGAGCCAGAGCCAGCCACCUCUGCCUCUGCCUCUGCCUCCUCACUUGCCCUCUGCCCCCAAUCCCUUCCCCAAACCCCAGCCGCGGCCACCCAACCCCACCCGCCUCGCAAACCCUAGCUCCGCUCCGCUUCCCCAUGCGCCCCAAACCCUAGCUGCCCACCCGCCAUGCGCGCCUCCGCCCCCAUGGAGACCCCCGCGUCCGCCCGCAGAUCCGCCGCCCCCGAUCCUGGCGCCAAGAAGCCGCGCCUCGCGCAAGCGCCGCCGCGGGACCCCAGAUCUUAUACCGCCGGCUCCAAUGGCAGCUCAGCCUCCGACCAGGCGCAGGUCGACGAGCUGCUCGCGCAGUACCGGACGGCGCUCGGGGAGCUCACCUUCAACUCCAAGCCCAUCAUCACCAACCUCACCAUCAUCGCCGGCGAGAACCUCCAGGCCGCCAAGCCCAUUGCCGCCCUCAUCUGCGCCAACAUCCUCGAGGUUCCAAGUGAACAGAAGCUACCAUCUCUAUAUCUACUUGACAGUAUCGUCAAGAAUAUUGGAAAAGAUUAUGUUAAACAUUUUUCUGCAAGAUUACCUGAGGUGUUCUGCAAGGUGUAUAAACAAGUUGAUCCUUCUAUACAUCAUAGCAUGAGGCACCUUUUUGGAACUUGGAAAGGGGUGUUUCCUCCAGCUUCACUCCAAAUGAUUGAGAAGGAACUUGGUUUUCAGUCAUCUGCCAAUGGAUCAUCAGGUGCUGCACCAUUGAGGCCUGAUUCUCAAUCCCAGCGCCCAUCCAAUAGCAUUCAUGUAAAUCCAAAAUAUUUGGAAGCGAGACAGCAGCUCAAUCAACCAACUAAGGGGAUACUGGGAAGUGGUGUCAAGACAGCUGGAAUUGCUGAUGCCGGCAGUGAUAUUGAGAGGGCUAACAGGAUGGGUACUGAUAGAAGUGCAGGGCGACACUUAGAUGCUCCGAACGCUAGGCCUAACAUACAGCGCACUCAGAGGGACCCUUUUAGCAAUCCUAUUCAUGAAAAACAGGCAGGUAGAGAUGUGAGGAGCCUUGGAUUCUCCAACAUUUCACAGCAGCCUGUUGUGGGAGCUGGUCAAGUUCGUUCAAAAUCCAAAGGCCAAGAUGGAAUCGGGGGGCCAUAUUAUACUGCUAGUGUUGGCUCUUCUGAAGAACAAUUUGGCAGGCGCAGCAACUUUUAUGCAAACAAGGAUGUUCGGCCAUCAGGAUCUGUACGUUUGGAUAGUGCACUUCUCCCAACUCCAAGUAAUUCCAAUAGAAUCGGUAGGCCUUCAUCAAACAAAAGCUGGAAGCACUCUGAGGAAGAAGAGUAUGUGUGGGAUGAUGUACAUUCUCAAGCAGCAGAUUAUGGUGGUACCAAUACUGUAAGAAAAGGAGAAUGGAUGGCUGAUGAUGGCAAUGCUAAGUUUGCAAGCUUCCAAAGGGCUAAAUGGGCAGAGGUGGGAGCUGUUGAACAUCUAGACCCCAACUCAAAUAAACUAGAUAACUUACCAAGAUUUGGACAGGCAACAGGUCAAGAUAGAAGAAUUGCAACAUACAUGGAUCAGGAAGAAUACCUUCAUGGUAAGCGUGAGGUGGAAGCAAGAAUUGAUAGGGAAAUGAGACCUGAUGGACAGCAGUUCCCAGCACCUCGAGGUUCCUCUCUGUGGGUGUCACAGGAAAAAACACUCCCAGAUAUUGGGCUGGAUCCUAGGGUAUCACAAUUUCCCAAUCAGCCAGCAGAUAGGCCCAACAUUUAUGUGGGCACCAUGUCAUCAAGUAUCACGUCAUCUGUUCCUGUUGGAUUAUCAGGAUCCUAUGCUGGAAGAUCAAGCCUAGAUAGUGCAACUAGUGUGCCAACAAGAUCAACUCAUAGAUAUUGGUCAUCUUCCCCUCCACCUGCUCACUCACCUUCAUCUCCUGCACCCUUUGCAGGUCAGAGUUCCCCAAGUCCAACCGAGCCUGAUUUUUAUCCCUCCAGAUCAUUUUCUCAAUUGGGUCAAAAUCCUCAAGAAGAAUAUGGCCAAAGAGCAUUACCAGUACUUGCUAAAGAUUCUCACGUCUUAGCUCAAAAUACUGGACUUACUCAGGGCCAACCUAGUCUACAGGCAACCUUGUCACUGGGUUCCCAGCAGACGCAAAGGCACUCUACCUUACAGUCAAAGCCACAUCUCAAGCCAACUGAUCAAGUGCAGGCAAGCUUCUCACAUGAAAAUUCUUCAUUGCUGUUCAGACCUUCUAUCCAGCUUGGAGAAGUCUCCUUGCCCAGUGAUUCCGCCCCUAUAAGCUCAGAUCUGACAAGCGCUAGUAAUUUGUUGGCUGGCCUCAUAAAGAGUGGGUUCAAACCAAAUAACCCCAGUAAUCUUGCAAGCUUGAGGUCACAACCUCUUGUUCCAAGUGGGCCACCUACACAUUCUUUGACAUCUCCUUCAGCUGCUUCUUCAUCGCCGCAAAGUGCAGCUCGUGAAAAUGCCACUUUGCAAACCCAGACACCAAACACUGCUCGCCCACCUUUGCCACCAGGUCUGCCACCCCCUCCAUCUGUUGUUUGCCUGUCAACACAGAUCGCGGAGAAAGCUGCACCGCUCUCAAGUCUUCUCAGUUCCCUGGUUGCAAAGGGAUUAAUCUCUUCUCCAGCCACUGAUCCAUCUGUUGUGGUUCCAUCACAGCCAAAUAAGCCAUCAAGUUCUAACUCCACAGAUGGCACUGCUUCAGCUAUGCCUUUGCCAACUGUCAAGCCUUCAGUUGGCAAGGAGACAUCUACUCCUGAUUCAUCUGUUCCAACAAAAACUUUGUUCACCAAAACUGUGGAAAUCAAGACGGGAGACCUUAUUGGUCUUGAGUUCAAGCCAGAGAAACUUCGCAAACACCAUGAGCAUGUGAUUAGCAGCCUCUUCCAUGACCGAAGUCAUCAGUGUAAAUCAUGCGGCCAAAGGUUCAGGCUUGAAGAGGAACUCAGCUUGCACAUGACGUGCUGUAGAUCGAGGGAGUAUGAGACCAUCUAUGCUGGUAUUGCACCUAAAAGAUGGUACCCUAGCAAGAAUACCUACAUUGAUGGAUCACAUGAAAUGGAGAACAGCACGGAGGUUUCUGCUGCUUCUGAUGCAGAUUUAGGUUCUGCAGAGGAAGUAUUGUGUGAGUUUAUGGUCCCUGCAGAUGAGAGCCAAAUUAUCUGUGCACUGUGUGGGGAGCCAUUUGAUGACGUUUAUUCCAUUGAGAGGGGCGACUGGAUGUACAAGGAUGCAGUCUUUUUGGAUUACCCGAAGGGAGAAAGCAGCCAUGGAGACAAUGUUGAGGGUAAAAUAGAGCAUGUACCCAUUGUACAUGCAAGAUGUAUGCCGAGAAACUCAAAUGAUGGCAUGGAGGUGGAUUAGACAUGAGCUGAGGCAGAAGCAACAGCUUGACUGGUGACAUCGAGGCGGAUGAGCCUGAAGCUGGUGCACAGCAGAAGCUUAAAUGGUGGCAUGGAGGUGGGUUUGCAUGAGGGUGAUGCGCAGCAGCAGCUCGUCUGUUGCAAUGGGGCUGAUGACAUGCAGCUGGAUUAGUGUGAAGGUGACAGGCAGUGUAACAAAUUUUUGGUCAAAGCAAAUUCUCACCAUUUGCCAUGUAGAAACAUGCUUACACAAAGAAUAAAGCCCCAGAGCACCUUGGCCAUGUGAAUCAGUAAGUCCUGAAGAAAUAAAAUCUCGGGGGGUCUGUUUUUUCUUUGGUUCCAUGGAUGGAGGAGGAUCUUUCUGUUGAUAGAAAGCACUGUCAAAGGAAUGUAUGGUUUGUUUACGAGGGAAAAGGGGAUGCCCCGCAUGUAAGUUGCUGUUGUUCUCGACAAACUUGCUCUCGUCUAUCUCUUGUUCGGAGAAGUAGAGAUUUUUGUACUUAAGAAACUGAUAGUAAUAGAACAUGAUAGAGGCAAGACUAAACAAGUUCGUUA